This is a messenger RNA of Trichoderma reesei QM6a, 1701 nucleotides long. RefSeq lists its product as uncharacterized. Gene Ontology annotation, biological process: positive regulation of transcription by RNA polymerase II. Lineage: Eukaryota; Fungi; Ascomycota; Sordariomycetes; Hypocreales; Hypocreaceae. The record is from RefSeq and is a predicted model, not a curated record. The coding region runs from base 1 to 1701 and encodes 566 amino acids. Gene Ontology annotation, molecular function: transcription cis-regulatory region binding; zinc ion binding; DNA-binding transcription factor activity, RNA polymerase II-specific. Gene Ontology annotation, cellular component: nucleus. The transcript has 3 exons.
AUGAACUCACUCUCGCCACAACGCACCGGGCCGGCCAGGCGCUACAACAGGUCGCGAUGCGGAUGCUUGACCUGCAAGCGCCGCAAAGUGAAAUGCGAUGAGCAGCGGCCAAGGUGCUCCCAUUGCGAACGUCUGAAUCUCGAGUGCAAAUGGCGACCGCUUCACGCUUCUGCGUUGGCAAAGCAACGGCAGGACAUCAAUGGCGAGAGCGACGUCGCGUCUUUGAGCCAUCCACUGGACGUAUCGCCAUCUACUGAUCCAUCGCCCACGGCAACUGGUUUGCGGACUCUGCAGGCUAUGGAUGAGGUGUUUGACUACGCGAGCUUCAUGUGGGAUCCGGGCAGCAGUCUGUGGCAGCAGGAGAGCCCUAACAUGGCGAUGCCCACGAAUACGAUGGCAAUCCAAAACAACGGAGACAAAGCCAUAGAUCAAAAUGCAUUCACCUCGAGCGAGAAACUGAUGGACUUUUUUGCCAAAUCUGCUACUCCGCCAAUCCUUGCUGGGGUCGAAUCCCAGAAGAAAUGGUUAUCCAUUCGUCAGAGUCUCGUCGCAAUGUCCAAGAGCUCUCGCGUCCUACGUUGUGCCAUCUUGGCAUUCUCAAACACUCUUCUAUGCCGGAGUAAUCUGUCGUGGGCAUUUGACGACCAAAGCCACUAUCAAGAAGCGACCGUGGAAGUGGAGGCCCAAGGUCACGACGACUCUCUCACUGGACAUAGCCUGGCUCGCGAAUGCCUGCUCGCCGCCCUGUUCUUCCUGAGCUAUGUCGGCAUCAUUGAAAGCAGGCUCGAUACUGCUCACCGAUACCUGAAACAAGCGUACACGAUUUUUCAGAAGGGAGACAAGGCCUCGUUCUCCCAUGUGGAGAAGCAAGUCCUUCUCUGGAUCCGGCUGCUGGAUGCUCGCGCGGUGUCUGCCGGGGGUGAAGGGCUGUUCUUAUCCCAAGACGAUGAAAUGGGACUCGUAGAAGCCUCGCCUGCGAGUUUCGACGCCGAGACGGAUGAGGGUUCGAGGCGGGAGGAUGCUUCUUGUGAUGACAUUGAGGACGUUCUGUUCCAAGUACUCUAUCAGCCCGGCAUUGUCUUUUUCCAAAAGGUGCAGAGCUUCAUGGGCCGCAUCUCCAAGAUCGAUCCUUGGCACCGAUCAAGAGGCACCGUGGAAGACGAGAUCGAGGUCAUGAACAUUGGCGCCUCCAUUGCCGCCGACUUACGAACGCUGUAUGACCAGCGCCCGCCGCUGAUGGACUACGCCGUUGCAGGCAAGCUGUCGGAGCCUUACAUCUCAGCAAACCUGGCCUUUACCAUCACAAGAGCCUUUCGCACGUACUUGUCCAACUAUUACGCCAGCAAAGUGCAUCUUCACCGCGUUGCGUACAAACACCUGCCGCUGACCAAGGAGGCGACCGAUGCGCUUGGGCAGAUUCGCAAGCUCGCGCACCAGAUCUCGUCGGAUCUGGCUCCUGAGGAUUCGCUGCCGGUGAACAUGCUCUGGCCGCUGCUGAUGCUGGGCGUGGAAGAGCAGGAUCCGGACGAGAAGGCGUGGAUUCGAGCGCAGAUUGUGAGGAUGGAGGGCGUUGCUGGGAAUGCGAGAAUAACGGCGCAGGUGUUGGAGGAGGUGCAGGCUCGUCAGGAGGCGUCCAAGGCGCGUGCGGAUAUUCGAUCUGUGAUGCAUGCGGUUUUCAAUUCAUGCUUUGCCAUCUUGUGA